Molecule: messenger RNA, 741 nt
Organism: Cynara cardunculus var. scolymus (artichoke)
Lineage: Eukaryota; Viridiplantae; Streptophyta; Magnoliopsida; Asterales; Asteraceae
Product: B3 domain-containing protein At2g31420-like
Exons: 1
Coding region: 1-741 (246 amino acids)
Molecular function (GO): DNA binding
Source: RefSeq, a predicted model, not a curated record
AUGGAACAUCAGAAUGAGGAUCCUCUUGAACUCAGGUUGAUGCUGCAAGCUGAACCUCCAAAGACUACUAUUGGUGUUAAGGCCACCGGCAGAUAUGUGAUGACCGAAGAGGACAAAUACUAUCUGCAAAAGAUUAAUGAAUUGGUGCAACACAAGAUGCAACUCUUUGCUCGUCAGGACCAGGCCUCAUCGUCUCAUCAUCACGAACUCACCAAGAAACCUGUGAAAAAGCGUCCACUUUCGUCCAUAGAUGAUCAAGAUGAGAACAAGAAGAAGAGGAUGAAGAUUCAAGAUAAAAAGAUGCAUGUCCGUUCCCCGGUCAUUAGCAACAACACAACAGAGCGUCUGAAAGAGUUCAUCACCGGAGAGAUGAAAGGUUCCGACUUGAAACUGGUGAUCCAGAAAAUCUUGUAUGCCACCGAUCUUGCAAAAAACCAAAACAGGUUAAGCAUGCCGAUGAACCAACUGGAGACACUUGACUUCUUGACAAGCGAUGAGAAACAAUUGCUGGAUAGAGAUGGUGAGUUUAAGGUACCACUGCUGGGGCCGACGCUGCAAAUGCACACGAACCCGAUGACGUUGAGGAUGUGGAACUUGAAAUCCACGAGCAAUUACGUUCUGAAGACCAACUGGAAUCAGUUCGUGGAGAAGAACAAGGAGUAUCUGACAGCAAACACCACUGUACAGGUGUGGUCGUUUCGUAGAGAGGAGAAGCUGUGUUUUGCCAUUGCAUGCGUGUAA